This is a messenger RNA of Tetranychus urticae (two-spotted spider mite), 810 nucleotides long. RefSeq names its product L-cystatin-like. NCBI's taxonomy places the organism in Eukaryota, Metazoa, Arthropoda, Arachnida, Trombidiformes, Tetranychidae. Gene Ontology annotation, molecular function: cysteine-type endopeptidase inhibitor activity. Gene Ontology annotation, cellular component: vesicle; cytoplasm. The record is from RefSeq and is a predicted model, not a curated record.
CAUUUAUUGAAAUUGGAUCGUGAUAAAAUCACACCUUCUUUUGUCUAUAUAACAUUGACUCUUUUCCACUUGAAAUUCACAUCUAUUCCAACAUUGAACCAGUUAACUUUAAGCCAUUCACUUUUAAAUACUCGUUCAAAGAAAUCCUUUCAAAAUGAAAUUCAUCUUAUUCGCAGUUUGUUUAAUCGGAGUUGUCUUCGCCAUGCCAGGAGGAUGGAGUUCACUUUCUGUUGAUCAUCCAACUGUUAUUCAAUUGGCUGCUAAAGGUGUUGAGCAUCACAACAAGAUUGCUAACAAUUUGUAUUACAAGAGGCUAAUCUCCAUUGAGGAAGCUAAAAGCCAAGUUGUUGCUGGAAUUAAUUAUGAAGUUAAAUUCUUGAUUGGUAAGACUGAAUGUGUUAAAUCAGAUGCCAAUGCUGCUUCAUGUGAAGUCUCCGCUAAUGCAAUCCCUGAAUUGUGUACCUAUGUUUUCUGGGUUCAACCAGGAUCUGAUAAUGCACAAAUCACCCAAGCCUCUUGUGGUCCUGCUAAGUAAUCUCAAAGACAAAUGGCUUGUUCAACCUUUUCUUGUUUUUAAAUGUAAAUUUCCAAGGAAUCCACGUUAAUGAAGCUAUAGAUGCUCUUGAAAUACACAUCUAAUUGACACUUAAAUUGUGCUGACUAUCUUUCCAGUUAUUGAUUAAAUGCAUCUCAUCUUCAAUUGCGUGUUUUCAUUAACAUGCAGUUUCUUUCUAACUAUCCAUUGUUUUUUGUAUUCCUAUUAUCAAAAAAGAUUGAAAGUAAAACAAAUAUAUAAUUUUAUUAUUGAAA